CGCGAAAAACCUUGACCGCGUACGCUGCGUUUUUACACUUUUCUCCCUAAAAGCACCGAGAGGAUAUCGCGUAUUUCUGUCGUGAUUAUUGUCCACUCCCGCGUGUACGAAACGCAUAAUCCUCGGACCUUUUGUUCGCACGGACCCCAAUGAUGAGUUAUGCUGAAAAGCCAGAAGACAUCACGAAAGAAGAGUGGAUGGACAAAUUGAACAAUGUGCACAUACAGAGGGCGGACAUGAAUCGCCUCAUCAUGAAUUACCUGGUGACAGAGGGUUUCAAAGAAGCUGCAGAGAAGUUUCGGAUGGAGUCCGGAAUCGAGCCGAGUGUGGACCUGGACUCUUUGGAUGAAAGGAUAAAGAUCAGGGAGAUGAUCCUGAAGGGACAGAUACAGGAAGCCAUUGCACUCAUCAACAGUCUACACCCAGAGCUGCUUGACACCAAUCGAUACUUGUAUUUUCAUCUCCAGCAGCAACAUUUGAUCGAGCUCAUCAGGCUAAGGGAGACCGAGUCAGCGCUGGAGUUUGCCCAGACACAGUUGGCUGAGCAGGGGGAGGAGAGCAGGGAGUGUCUCACGGAGAUGGAGAGAACACUUGCCCUUCUGGCCUUCGACAACCCAGAAGAGUCGCCCUUUGGGGACUUGCUCAACAUGAUGCAGCGGCAAAAGGUGUGGAGUGAGGUGAACCAAGCCGUGCUGGACUAUGAAAACAGAGAGUCGACGCCCAAACUGGCUAAACUCCUGAAGUUACUACUGUGGGCACAGAAUGAGCUGGACCAGAAGAAGGUGAAAUAUCCCAAAAUGACUGACCUUAGCUCGGGCACCAUCGAGGACCCCAAGUGAACAUAACAGAGGAGAACAACCCCUUAAUUUAUGAUCAGUCAGUGACUGUGUGACGACCAGGUAACGUAUAUGUAUAAAUAAAUGCUACAUUGUUUUUGUUUCACGUGUCAUGAGAGAUUAAACUUAACUCUUUGUGCAAACUGUAAAUUGCUGUAUUGCAAGUUGAAAGAAAUUAUAUAAGCAUCACUCCGGAAUUUUUAGAUCUUGGAAUUAAAAUGAAAAUCGCCGCUAUUAUAUUUUGCCUUUCUAAAGCUUAAGCCGGUAGUAUUAUUUAUUGUAGGAGAGGGAAAGAGAGAAAAUUGAGUACACAAUUUAAGAGUAUUUUUCAAUGUAAAUUGAAAUAUCUGCAAAUAUAUGUAUUCUAGUUUAAAUCACUUACUAUCAAUUUAAAUAUUUUAUUUUUGUCGUACCAUAACAAUGUUUCUAUGAUCGGCUUUGCAAAGUAAUACUGUCGUGUGUGUGUGUGUGUGCGUGCGGAGAGGGUGAUUCACAACUAUUAAGUUUUAGCACCCUCUGCCUAUGUUCAGCCUCAGUGUGCGUCGCUAUUCCACAUGAAAGUGUUUUAAGCGUUUUAUAUUACACCGGGGUUGAGAUUAAAUGAAUAUUCUACCAUUUGUAAAAAUGGAGGCGGGAUUUGUGUUUCUUGCGAGAAAGGGCUGCUCUGAUCAUGAGAUGCUAACAAGUGACUGUGCCAAUAACCUGUUGUGUGAAAACUCUUAUUUAAACUUUAUUCACACUGGAACUGAUUCUUCUUUUUUGUAAUGGCUGUCUGUUUUUUUUCGUUUUAAUAUUUAAAUGUCAAUGAUUAAAUGCAUUGACAUUGUGAAUAAGUCCCAGAACGUGUAAUUUAUUUUGCCACUUUUAAAGCCGUUCACAUUUUUCACUUCUACUGCAUGUAAAUGUAUUUGUUUUUCAAUGAUGAAAUGCUCCUGUGCUGGUUUUUGUUUUGUUUAUUAACUUUUAUAAAUAUAUAUAUAUAUAUAUAUAUAUAAAUAUAGAUUGCUGCUAGUUGUUAGUCUAAAUACAAAGACACAGUGAGCCCACAUCCCUUUUUAUUCAACAUUUUUAAGAUCAGAUUUGCAAUUAUAAAAAUAAACAAAACUUUUGUGAACC
Molecule: messenger RNA, 1952 nt
Organism: Pungitius pungitius (ninespine stickleback)
Lineage: Eukaryota; Metazoa; Chordata; Actinopteri; Perciformes; Gasterosteidae
Product: glucose-induced degradation protein 8-B homolog
Exons: 5
Coding region: 150-839 (229 amino acids)
Biological process (GO): proteasome-mediated ubiquitin-dependent protein catabolic process; positive regulation of canonical Wnt signaling pathway
Cellular component (GO): nucleus; cytoplasm
Molecular function (GO): protein binding
Source: RefSeq, a predicted model, not a curated record